AGUUGACGCUCUGGGCCGCCACCUCCGCGGACCCUGAGCGCAAGAGCCAAGCCGCCACCGCCGCGAUGUGGGCCACGCUGCCGCUGCUCUGCGCCGGGGCCUGGCUCCUGGGAGUCCCCGUCUGCGGUGCCGCCGAACUGUCCGUGAACUCCUUAGAGAAGUUUCACUUCAAGUCAUGGAUGUCUAAGAAAACCAAAGCACACUGUGUACUGGUUGCAGAAUCAGUUGGGGAACACCAGUGCAUGUGCUUUUGAAAAAUGGUGAUUUUUGCUGUAAACUUGACCCAGCACCAGCAGUGGCGUCCAGGAGUGCCCCGCACGUGGCAGGAAAACAAAAAGGUCUCCCUCUAGGGAGCUGCAGCCUGUUUCCAUGACUUGCUGCUGGCGUGUUUUGUUUUAGCACCGUAAGACCUACAGCACGGAGGAGUACCACCACAGGCUGCAGACGUUUGCCAGCAACUGGAGGAAGAUAAACGCCCACAACAAUGGGAACCACACAUUUAAAAUGGCACUGAACCAAUUUUCAGACAUGAGCUUUGCUGAAAUAAAACACAAGUAUCUCUGGUCAGAGCCUCAGAAUUGCUCAGCCACCAAAAGUAACUACCUUCGAGGUACUGGUCCCUACCCACCUUCCGUGGACUGGCGGAAAAAAGGAAAUUUUGUCUCACCUGUGAAAAAUCAGGGUGCCUGCGGCAGUUGCUGGACUUUCUCCACCACCGGGGCCCUGGAGUCUGCGAUCGCCAUCGCAACCGGGAAGAUGCUGUCCUUGGCGGAACAGCAGCUGGUGGACUGCGCCCAGGACUUCAAUAAUCACGGCUGCCAAGGGGGUCUCCCCAGCCAGGCUUUCGAGUACAUCCUGUACAACAAGGGGAUCAUGGGUGAAGACACCUACCCCUACCAGGGCAAGGAUGGUUAUUGCAAGUUCCAACCUGGAAAGGCCAUCGGCUUUGUCAAGGAUGUAGCCAACAUCACAAUCCAAUUGUCCGCAUCCUGCAGAAGAGGGUAUGAGCACGUGCUUGACACAGCGUGUGAGAGACUGUUGAGGUAUGACGAGGAAGCGAUGGUGGAGGCUGUGGCCCUCUACAACCCUGUGAGCUUUGCCUUUGAGGUGACUCAGGACUUCAUGAUGUAUAGAACGGGCAUCUACUCCAGUACUUCCUGCCAUAAAACUCCAGAUAAAGUAAACCAUGCAGUACUGGCUGUUGGGUAUGGAGAAAAAAAUGGGAUCCCUUACUGGAUCGUGAAAAACUCUUGGGGUCCCCAGUGGGGAAUGAACGGGUACUUCCUCAUCGAGCGCGGAAAGAACAUGUGUGGCCUGGCUGCCUGCGCCUCCUACCCCAUCCCUCUGGUGUGAGCCGUGGCAGCCACAGCGCAGACUGGCGGAGGAGGAGAGGAACGGGCAGCCUGGGCCUGGGUGGAAAUCCUGCCCUGAAGGAAGUUGUGGGGAGAUCCACUGGGACCUCCAACAUUCUGCCCUCACCUCUGUGCCCAGCCUGGAAACCUACAGACAAGGAGGAGUUCCACCAUGAGCUCACCUGUGUCUAUGACGCAAAGAUCACCAGCCAUGUGCCUUAGUGUCCUUCUUAACAGACUCAAACCACAUGGACCACGAAUAUUCUUUCUGUCCAGAAGGGCUACUUUCCACAUAUAGAGCUCCAGGGACUGUCUUUUCUGUAUUCGCUGUUCAAUAAACAUUGAGUGAGCACCUCCCCAGAUGGA
Messenger RNA from Pan troglodytes (chimpanzee), 1718 nucleotides. RefSeq names its product cathepsin H (gene CTSH). The record is from RefSeq and is a predicted model, not a curated record. Gene Ontology annotation, biological process: proteolysis. Bases 505 to 1353 code for a protein of 282 amino acids. Gene Ontology annotation, molecular function: cysteine-type peptidase activity. The transcript is spliced from 14 exons. NCBI's taxonomy places the organism in Eukaryota, Metazoa, Chordata, Mammalia, Primates, Hominidae.